This is a messenger RNA of Symbiodinium necroappetens, 651 nucleotides long. Lineage: Eukaryota; Dinophyceae; Suessiales; Symbiodiniaceae. The record is from the annotation of a GenBank genome assembly.
AUGAGUGUCAAACCUCGGGAGGUGACAGACAAGGGCCCUGAGCGUACUCCGUGCCGGGCGCCUGAAUACGUCCACACGGUUGACACGGGCGAAUGGGCAGAAUGUUGUCGAAGCCAGCUCAUGCAUCCAGAUGACGAGGAAGGUCCUAUGGCGAACCUGUGGAAGAUGUUGGCGGCCGUCGGCCUUAGAAAAGGACACAAAGAGGUCUACAUUUGCCAGCCCCUGACGGUGUUGCACCACAACUAUUCGUACGACAUGGCCUCUGGCGUAGGCUGGAUCCAGGACCCCUGUGGAGACUGUGCGGGGAGUGACGAGAUCUGCCUCAAGCCGCGCGUCUUCGACAUAAAGUCCUAUACUUUUCCGACGAGUAUCAAAGAUGGGCUGAAGCAGGCUGCAAGGGCAAUUGGCCGCAAAUUGCUCGGCCUGGACAGAAAAGUGUGCCUGGGAGUGGGCUACAACUGGAGUUUCGGCCGAAUUGCACCUGGCAUGCUGGACAUGAUCCGGUCUUUGCCCUGGGGCGACAAGCGGAAGGUCUACUAUGUCGACUCCGAAGCUGCUGCCAUACUUCCCCUGCAACCCACGGACUUUGCGGCCCUCCCACGGGCCUUGAAGCGCAGGGUGUGCAGAAGACAUCUGCAGAACUUCCUUUGA